GCUUUCAGUAGUAGUAACGUCUUUCCAGUCAGUUGCUGCUUGCUGGGGGCUGAAGAUGAGAUGAGAUGCAUCAAGUUCCAAAAUUCGCCUCCGCAACUUGCUUGUCUUCUCCAUCCACUCUCUCCCUCUCCUCUGCCAGCGAGAUCCCCUAAACCUUUCCUCUUCCUCACCUACCCGCCUCUCCAAUCCAAUCCAAUCCAAAUCCCUAGAGCAUCAUCGCCGCCGCCGUCCCGUCGGGAGUCAAGCUCCGGGCAUUGGAUUUUUCUUUCUUUCAUCAGCAGGUAUGAUAUGAAGGAGGAGUCUUUUUGGUGACUGAUUGGUUCUAGAUCCGCCCUAGGGAGUCUGGGAGGUGGAGAGAAGGAAGGGGGAGAUGGCGGAGGCAAUGGACAGUGGUAGCUGGCAGGACAUGAUGCGGCGGAUCCUGCCGCCGGGCACGCCCAUCCCGGAGGCGCCGCCCAACCUCGACUACUCCAUCGCGCUCGAGUACGACGGCCCGCCGGUGCCCUACGAGCUCCCCAGGGUCGACCCCGUCGAGAUCCCCUCGACGGUCCCCACGGCGGAGCCGGUGUCUGGUCCCCAAGGCUUCCUGGGGAAUGGAGGAGGACUGCCGGUGGCGCCGGUCGUUGCUCGGAUUGCUCGCCCGGUGCCCACCCAGGCUGGUGCUGCUGGUGGCGGCAGCUCCGAGUCGGUGAACUCGGUCCUGCAGAACGAGGAGUUCGACGACGAAGACGACUCCCGCUCGCAGUCGCAUGGCUCGGCGCAGAGCUCGCCGGGGCCGCGGAAUGGGGGGCAUGAUGGGAGGAGGGCUCAGAUGGUCACCUUUGGGUUCACGCCCGACAGCAAGUACGAGAGCAACGAGUUCGACGAGAUGUCCGAGCAGUUCGUGGCGGUCAGCAAGAAGGACCGGAAGAGGAGGAAGCCGUGCAACCGGUGCGGGAAGCGGAAGUGGGAGAGCAAGGAGGCUUGUCUCGUCUGCGACGCAAGGUACUGCGGUCACUGCGUGCUCAGGAUGAUGGGAUCGAUGCCCGAAGGGCGCAAGUGCGUCACCUGCAUCGGCCUGCCGAUCGACGAGUUUAAGAGGUCCAAGCUGGGGAAGAACUCGAGGACGCUCUCGCGGUUGCUCAGCCCGCUGGAGGUAAGGCAAAUCUUGAAAGCGGAGAAGGAGUGCCAGGCGAAUCAGCUCCGGCCUGAGCAGCUUAUUGUCAAUGGUUGCCCGUUGAGGCAGGAAGAGUUGACAGAUUUGCUUAGUUGCUCACGGCCUCCUCACAAACUCAAGCCUGGAAAAUAUUGGUAUGACAAGGAGUCAGGUUUAUGGGGAAAGGAAGGACAAAAACCAGGCAGGAUCGUUAGCUCUAACCUCAAUUUUAGCGGGAAGCUUCACGCCAAAGCGAGUAAUGGAAACACCCAGGUUUUUAUAAAUGGAAGGGAAAUAACAAAGAGUGAGCUGAAAAUUCUCAAGGUUGCAAAUGUGCAAUGCCCCCGUGAUACCCAUUUCUGGGUUUACGAUGAUGGUCGUUAUGAGGAGGAAGGACAGAACAACAUCAAAGGAAAAAUAUGGGAGUCGGCUUUGACACGUUUUGCAUGUGCAUUGUUUUCACUUCCGGUGCCUCCUGGGGACUCCAAUGGAACCAAGGAUGAAAUUACCUAUUUACCUAGAACUGUCCCUGAUUAUUUGGACCAGAAAAGAAUCCAAAAGCUGCUGCUUCUUGGACCACCCAGUGCUGGUACAAGCACUAUAUUUAAGCAGGCUAAGUAUCUAUAUGCGACAAGGUUCACCCAAGAAGAACUUGAUGGUAUCAAAUUGAUGAUCCAAAGCAAUAUGUUCAAGUAUCUUGGAAUUUUGCUAGAAGGUCGUGAGCGUUUUGAGGAAGAGACUUUGUCUAGAUUGCAUUGCACAAUUUCAGAGGAUGAAGCAGCACAACAAGAUGAAAAUAAAGCUAACGAUUCAAAUUCGUGUAUAUACUCGAUAAAUGCAAGGCUGAAGAAAUUCUCGGAUUGGCUUUUGGAUAUCAUAGCAAUGGGUGAUCUAGAUGCAUUCUUCCCUGCUGCAACACGUGAAUAUGCUCCAUUUGUCGACGAGAUGUGGAAGGAUCCGGCCAUACAAGCAACAUAUAAAAGAAAGGACGAGUUACAUUUUCUUCCUGAUGUUGCUGAGUACUUCUUGAGCAGGGCCAUUGAGGUGUCAAGCAAUGAGUAUGAACCUUCAGAGAAGGAUGUGAUCUUUGCUGAGGGAGUAACACAAGGGAAUGGGUUAUCUUUCAUUGAGUUCACCCUUGAUGAUCGCAGCCCCAUGUCUGAACCUUUCAUUGACAAUCCAGAGGCGCAUUCUCAGCCUCUUACCAAAUAUCAGCUGAUUAGAGUUAAUGCCAAGGGCAUGAAUGAUGGUUGCAAAUGGGUGGAAAUGUUUGAGGAUGUCCGCAUGGUGAUAUUCUGUGUAGCACUCAGUGACUAUGACCAAGUGGGACCCCCUGUAAAUGGCAAUAGCCGGCUUCUUCUGAACAAGAUGAUACAAAGCAAAGAGUUAUUUGAGGCUACAAUCCGGCAACCAUGCUUUUGUGAUACACCUUUUGUUCUGGUGCUCAAUAAGUAUGACCUUUUCGAGGAGAAGAUAAACCGCGCCCCUCUCUCGACCUGCGAGUGGUUCAACGAUUUUUCCCCAGUUCGGACACACAACAACAACCAGUCUCUCGCCCAGCAGGCGUACUACUACAUUGCGAUGAAGUUCAAGGACAUGUACGCUGCCCACACGAACCGGAAGCUCUUCGUGUGGCAGGCCCGCGGCCGCGACCGCCAGACGGUCGACGAGGCGUUCAAGUACAUAAGGGAGGUCCUCAAGUGGGAGGAGGAGAAGGACGAGAACUACUACCAGGAGGAGUCGUUCUACAGCACCACCGAGAUGAGCUCCUCUCCUUUUAUCAGAGCGGAAUGAGACCCACCCGAAGGCUCCGGUCGAUGAUUCCACCAACUGAUUCGGUUUCGCACCAUACCCCCGAAAAGAAAUCAUUGAUUUGUAAUAUAAUUAAUUUACAGAUUAUCCCUUUGGAAAUUUUCUCAUGUGUGUGUGUGUAUCUUGAGUCUUGAGAGACCAAAGCCUGACUUGUUUGGUCUCCUGAUGUUAUUGCCCAGCCUGGCAUGUAUGUAGUAGCUCUCUAAUCUGUACACAGGUAGAUCAGCUUCAGUAUGGAUCUGAGAAUGACAAUUCAGCCUGACAUGUAUACAUUGGUUGGACUUGAGUUAGAAAAUUGCACUGUAUGAUGAUGGCAAUUGAUGUCGAUUACAGAGGAUAUGGAUUUCUGGUUGUUAGAGAAUGA
This is a messenger RNA of Brachypodium distachyon (stiff brome), 3311 nucleotides long. RefSeq names its product extra-large guanine nucleotide-binding protein 3. The record is from RefSeq and is a predicted model, not a curated record. Gene Ontology annotation, molecular function: GTPase activity; guanyl nucleotide binding; G protein-coupled receptor binding. The coding region runs from base 371 to 2929 and encodes 852 amino acids. The transcript has 9 exons. Gene Ontology annotation, cellular component: heterotrimeric G-protein complex. Gene Ontology annotation, biological process: adenylate cyclase-modulating G protein-coupled receptor signaling pathway. NCBI's taxonomy places the organism in Eukaryota, Viridiplantae, Streptophyta, Magnoliopsida, Poales, Poaceae.